Molecule: messenger RNA, 3079 nt
Organism: Cercocebus atys (sooty mangabey)
Lineage: Eukaryota; Metazoa; Chordata; Mammalia; Primates; Cercopithecidae
Gene: KYAT1
Product: cysteine conjugate-beta lyase, cytoplasmic
Exons: 13
Coding region: 1189-2610 (473 amino acids)
Biological process (GO): biosynthetic process
Cellular component (GO): mitochondrion; cytoplasm
Molecular function (GO): pyridoxal phosphate binding; L-kynurenine:2-oxoglutarate transaminase activity
Source: RefSeq, a predicted model, not a curated record
UCGUGAUCUGCCCACUUCAGCCUCCCAAAGUGCUGGGAUUACAGGUGUGAGCCACCACGCCCGGCCCUGCGCCCCCUGUUCUAUACCCUAUGGUCCCUAGAAGGCAGGGGGCAUGAGACCCCAUGCCAAAGCCCUGAGACCAGGAAAACAAGGAAGCAGAGACCAGUCACCCAGUCACUCAUCCCUGUCAUGUCCACAACAGCCUCCUCCAGCACAGGUCAUCUGUCCUUGCCUCCCUUCAUGAGCCAGAGGAAGACUUGACCUUCACCGAAGCUACAUCAGUGAGACUGAGCAAUCAGCACUGCCCAGCCUCUCUGAACAAACUCCCACUCCCCCAUCCCCUCCACAGGAAGUAUCAGCAACAGCUGAUCUCCUCCCCCUUCUCACAGUCUGUCUGCCAGGUGGUCUGCUCCAAAGGGCAGAAUACAGUUUGGCAGGGGUUAAGAGUACUACCAACAGAAGAGGUGGAAGAGACCCUUGGGAACUUCGGGCUCCCCCAGUUCCCUUCCUUUCACCAGGUGCUCUCCCUCCACACCUCAUUCUCAAAAGGCUUCCUGAGGUAGGGCGGGGGAAAAGGAGUCUGUGGAAGUGUGGCUCACGCAGGAACCACCCACCCUUCCAGCCAACUCUCCAUCAGGAGGCGGCUACCAGACAACCCCUGACCCAUCGCUCCUUCCCAAAAAAGGCAACAAUCACAACAGCUGAGAACCCCGGUUCACUCCAGUCCAGAUCAAGGGGAAGAAGCAGUCAGCGAAAGCAGCAGAAUCAUCACGAACUCCAUGACCCCAGCUAUGCCCCUUCAGCCUGGGAGCUCAGUUUGGUGGGUGUCCAGCUCACCUAGGGCUGGACCAGGCCCGGACCUCACUUGAUCUGGCCCUCGGGGCCACCUGAAUGCACAGGACUGGGACAGGGUCUGGGUUCUUAGAUCCCGGACCGGUCUUCCCAGAUAUCCCAUCCCAGACAGGCCCCAAGAGCCUAGCCGGGGAUCCUGCCCCCAAGUCAGGGCACUGCCCCUAUCGGGAACGAGAGGAAGGAGGGGUGCAAGGGAAGAGGAGGGGACCAGGAACUCAGGAGAAGACAACUACGGGAAUCUCUGGAAAAGAAAUGGCAAGGGGAGAGCCCAGAAGUGGAACCUCUAGGAAGGGGAGAGUGUGUGUGGAGGGGUGAGGAUCUGGGGGGACCCAGGGGAUGACAAGGGGACAUGGGGGAGCCGAGGCGGAAACUCCUGGUUUCUGGAGCACAAGGAGGCACAGGGGGGCCUGGGAGGGGGCUCGCGCGCCGCGGAGCCGGCAAGAGGUGGUGCCCCGGAGACCCCGGGCACUGGAGAGCCCAGAGCUCACCAUGGCCAAACAGCUGCAGGCCCGAAGGCUAGACGGGAUCGACCACAACCCCUGGGUGGAGUUUGUCAAACUGGCCAGUGAGCAUGACGUCGUGAACUUGGGCCAGGGCUUCCCGGAUUUCCCACCCCCAGACUUUGCUGUGGAAGCCUUUCAGCAUGCUGUCAGUGGAGACUUCAUGCUCAACCAGUACACCAAGGCAUUUGGUUACCCACCGUUGACGAAGGUCCUGGCAAGUUUCUUUGGGAAGCUUCUGGGUCAGGAGAUGGACCCGCUCAGGAAUGUGCUCGUGACUGUCGGUGGCUAUGGGGCCCUGUUCACAGCCUUCCAGGCCCUGGUGGACGAAGGAGAUGAGGUCAUCAUCAUCGAACCCUUUUUUGACUGCUACGAGCCCAUGACAGUGAUGGCGGGGGGCCGCCCUGUGUUUGUUCCCCUGAAGCCGGGUCCCAUCCAGAACGGAGAACUGGGUUCCAGCAGCAACUGGCAGCUGGACUCCAUGGAGCUGGCCAGCAAAUUCACAUCACGCACCAAAGCCCUGGUCCUCAACACCCCCAACAACCCCCUGGGCAAGGUGUUUUCCAGGGAAGAGCUGGAGCUGGUGGCCAGCCUGUGCCAGCAGCAUGAUGUGGUGUGUAUCACUGAUGAAGUCUACCAGUGGAUGGUCUACGAUGGGCAUCCUCACAUCAGCAUUGCCAGCCUCCCUGGCAUGUGGGAACGGACCCUGACCAUCGGCAGCGCCGGCAAGACCUUCAGCGCCACUGGCUGGAAGGUGGGCUGGGUCCUGGGUCCAGAUCACAUCAUGAAGCACCUGCGGACCGUGCACCAGAACUCCAUCUUCCACUGCCCCACGCAGAGCCAGGCCGCAGUAGCCGAGAGCUUUGAGCGAGAGCAGCUGCUCUUCGGCCAACCCAGCAGCUACUUUGUGCAGUUCCCGCAGGCCAUGCAGCGCUGCCGGGACCACAUGGUACGCAGCCUGCAGUCAGUGGGCCUGAAGCCCGUUGUGCCCCAGGGCAGCUACUUCCUCAUCACAGACAUCUCAGACUUCAAGAGGAAGAUGCCUGACUUGCCUGGAGCUGUGGAUGAGCCCUAUGACAGACGCUUCGUCAAGUGGAUGAUCAAGAACAAGGGCUUGGUGGCCAUCCCUGUCUCCAUCUUCUGCAGUGUGCCACAUCAGAAGCACUUUGACCACUAUAUCCGCUUCUGUUUUGUGAAGGAUGAAGCCACGCUCCAGGCCAUGGACGAGAAGCUGCGGAAGUGGAAGGCGGAGCUCUAGCCCUGAAGUCACACCUUGGCCCUGACAUCCCCACCUGCCCGCAGAGAUACUCUUGGGUGUCUGUCUUUGUCCAGGUUUCAGACAUUUCCGGGUCGGGGAAGAUGCUGUUGGGAAACCUCUUCUCUGUGACACAGAAUGUUCUGGGUGGGAGCCGCCCUUCUUCAUCUUAGAGAACCAAGUGCCUCCUGUCUGAAAGGUGAGGGCGGCCUGACCUGGGCCUCUCUCGGCCCCUCUGUAGGUGGGUUUGUCGGGUCUUGGGUUACUUCUGGUCUCUCCAGGCUUGGCCGAGACCGACGGUAGAGUCCCACCGUGUAUCGAUCACAUCCCAGCCCUGCAUGGGCCCUGCUAAGGCUCAGGCAUCACCUCACCUUUCCUGGUUCAUCUCGGCCUUGGGGAUUUGCCUUUAGACUUGAGUGCUCAAGCCACUCCUUUUCAUCCAUAAUAAAAUGUUUAAGUUAUUCAAAUCCUU